Paraglomus occultum is the source of this 282-nucleotide messenger RNA. NCBI's taxonomy places the organism in Eukaryota, Fungi, Glomeromycota, Glomeromycetes, Paraglomerales, Paraglomeraceae. The record is from the annotation of a GenBank genome assembly.
AUGUCGAGCGAUACUGUUAUGGAAGCUGCAAAAAAAAGACAUUCCUUGUCUGCAUUUGAAGAACGUAAUUCAAUUCAAGCCUUAAUCGAUAAACUUCCUUUCACGGAUCCGAUAAAUGCUGAAGAGUAUUUACGUCUUGAAGAAGAAGCAGUCUUAAGUAAUAGCAUUACGGAUGAAGAUAUUGUCCGAAUAAUUUUAGGAAAUAGACAGGAUCGGAUAAAAGAAGAGGAAAAGGAGGCGAAGAAACGAGUAUCUAUCGAGAAAGCCUGCAGAGGUGCUGAG